AUGGGCAGCGAUCUCGAAUUCACUGCACGCGAGCGCGAGAUUAUGGCUGUUGCAUGGCACUGCUUCGAAGGCGAACCGAAGAUGAACUACCAGAAGCUCGCCGAGCUUAUGGAGAUGACCAAUGUCGGCUCGGCGUACAACGCUUGGAACAGGAUCCGUCAUAAAUUGAUUGGCAAAGAUAUUGGUUCGCAGUCUUCGGGCAAGAAACGCAAGGCGGCCGGUGCGAGCAAACGUACGUCUACCAAAAGGAUCAAGGUCGAGAAAUCGUACUCGCAGUCAAAGGAGGAUAAAGCCUUGCAAAGCGAUCAAGACGUCUUCAAAGAAGAGGAGGAAGCCGCUGCAACGGUUGCAAAGGUCGAGAGCGAGUGA
This is a messenger RNA of Lecanosticta acicola, 369 nucleotides long. The record is from the annotation of a GenBank genome assembly. Lineage: Eukaryota; Fungi; Ascomycota; Dothideomycetes; Mycosphaerellales; Mycosphaerellaceae.